Frankliniella occidentalis (western flower thrips) is the source of this 16715-nucleotide messenger RNA. Its product is annotated as titin homolog. The record is from RefSeq and is a predicted model, not a curated record. NCBI's taxonomy places the organism in Eukaryota, Metazoa, Arthropoda, Insecta, Thysanoptera, Thripidae.
GCGCGCGCGGCCGCCAGACAGAGCCACGCCGAGUGGCCCAGCAGCCGCCGCGCGACGCCGCCGUGCAAGCACCCGCGUCAGCACCAUACCGGCGAGAACCGAUAGAGGACCGUGAUCGUGCGGAGCGGGCCGGCAGCGACCGGAAGCCGGAGGGGCGCACCCCGUCCGCGGGGAGACGCAUAAGGAGAAGGGACUCCACCGCCCCGACGGGCGUGCCGCCGGGAGACCCGGAGCGGACGUCGCCGACCAGGGUGGCAUGCCGGCAACCUCGACAAGGAUAUGACAAUCACGACAGGAUCACUGCGCCGGGCCUUGUUAGGGCUCCUGCUGCAGCGCGCGCCGCGGAGCGGGGCCGGCAGCCCGGCCGCUGCCUCACCUCUCCUGGCGCGAGGAACAGGUCGCACCAGACGGCAUGGUGCUUGUCAGCUCCUCGUAUUGACAUGGAAUGGGAUGGCCGACGCUGCCCGUGCCGCUGCCGCGCGCGCCGCCCGGAGUGCCGAGUGCCUGGUGCGGCUGCGCGCCAUGGAGACGCGCGUCCUCAUGCUCAUCGCCACCUGCUCGGCGGCCACGUCGGCGGCCGUCAACCAGGACGGCGACGAAGAAGACACGGCCGCCGACCAGGCUGGCCAGGACCCCCAGGGCUCAGGGCAAGACGGCCACGGGGACAGCAAGGAGAGCGCAACCCCGACACCCCCGCCCCUGGCCACUCCUCCUUCCCCGAGCCCGCCGGAGGUCCUCCCUCCGCCGCGCGACGAGGAGAGCGUUGCUGUCCGCGAGGGCGAUGACGUCACCUUCACCCUCCACCUCGCCGGCGGAGAGCCCACCGACUACUACUGGUCCCGCAACGACCGGCGGAUUCUGGAGGACCGCUUUCACAUCGCGCGCAAGGACGGACACUCGGUGCAACUGUCGCUGACCCGCGUGUCCCGUGACGACUCGGGCCGCUACACCCUCACGGCGUCCAACUCGUCGGGAGAGUCGCGCGCCGGGUACGACCUGCGCGUCGACUCCAGGAUGUCCAUGUCGGACUCGCUGUCCGUCCCCACGCACGACGACGCGCCGCACUUCAUCCGCACCCUCGCCGACCUCGCCGUCAAGGUCGGCACCCGCACCAGGUUCCUCGUCGAGAUCCGCAGUCCCUCCAACCUAAAGGUGACAUGGCUCCGAAACGACAGACCGGUCAAGGAAACCGAUCGAUUCCAUUUCCUGAACGAGGGCAACUUCUGGUGCGUGGACGUGGGGCCAGUGAUGGCGGAGGACCACGGCGGCUGGACCUGUGUGGCCGAGAACGACGCCGGCCGCGCAACAUGCUCAUGCCAGCUCAGCGUUCUGGUGCCGAAGGCUUACAAAGGGCCCGAGUUCCUGGAGGAGCUGCGCGCGCUGCUCACCGAGCAGGGCACCGUGUCCCUGGAGUGCAAGGUGGUGGGCGUGCCCACCCCCGCGCUACGGUGGUACAAGGACGCCAAAGAGAUACGCGCUGGCGACGUAUUCGCGCUCACGGCUGAUGCGUCAGAUCCAACCUCGCUCGGCACGUACACCUGCGAGGCCGUCAACUGUAUGGGCAGAGCAUAUUCAUCCUCCAGAGUGCAUGUCGUGGGCCGCGGCAGCAGAGAGGGCUCACUCAAACCAGCAGACUACCUACUCCCAACUGGACCAGCUCCUACGUUUGAUGAAGAGCUUCGGCCUGAAAAGGCGAGAAUCGGCGAUUCACUCACCCUUUCCUGUCACGUACAAGUCCCUCCCUGGCCAAAAAGCAUCCAGUGGUACAACAGCGACGGACGGGUCGAAACAGGGGACCGAUAUCGCAUUCUGGAAGACGGACUAGGCGGCUAUUCCGUAGAGAUCUCGGCCCUCGAGGCGUGCGACGAUGGCGAAUGGAAAUGUGUCGCCACGUCGUUUGAGGGUGUCCGAGGAAUCUCAACAGCCAUAGUCACUUUAACAUAUCCAAAGAAUUACAGGAAACCAAGAUUCUUGGAGAGCUUGCGUGCGAUAUUGACAGAAGAGGGUCUCGUGUCGUUUGAGUGCAAAGUUGUAGGUUUCCCAACGCCACAACUGCGUUGGUUUAAAGAUGGUCAAGAAUUGCGGCCUGGUGAUGUUUAUCAGUUGACGGGAACUAAUUCACUUGGUUCUUAUUGCUGCAUAGCUCGAAACUGCAUGGGCGAGGCGAGCAGUACCGCAGAACUCACAGUAGAAGACAUUCAGAGUCAGCUGAGUGAGGAAGAACGGUUAUCGCUUUUCUCCAGUGAUAGUGUUCCUCACUUCGUCAGGGGACUUCGCUCUCAAGAGGCACGCGUGGGUGACAACUUCCGCUUUACUGUUCAGGUGAGCGUGGCUCCUGAGCCCAGUCUGGAGUGGUUCCGCGACGACGACCCAAUUGUGGAGGGGGAAAAAUUCCGAGUUACUCGCGAAAACCUGGGCACCUGCCAUCUCGACAUACGACCAAUCGACAUAAACGAUCAGGCGGAGUGGAAAUGCGUAGCAACGAACGAAUUCGGGCACAGCGUUACAUCCUGCUUCUUAAAACUGACCAUUCCAAAACACUUCAAGAAACCAAGGUUCCUUGAGUGCUUACGCGCUGUGCUCUCCGAAGAAGGGGCAGUGAAUUUAGAGUGUAAGGUCAUAGGUGUACCACAACCCGUACUCAAAUGGUACAAAGACGGAGAGGAACUAAAGCCGGGCGAUAUCCAUCGUAUUAUUUCCGGGCAGGAUGGAACAUGUUGCUUGGGUACUUAUACCUGCGAAGCUACUAACUGCAUGGGGACGGUGUCAAGCUCAGCGUCUCUCGUUGGUUUUGAAGAGCGCGGUUCUUCAAAGAGCGGAGCUGGACGGGCACCGCCACCUAUCGUUAGAGAUCCGUCUCUCUCCACAAUUCAUGAAGAACGAACGUCACAAAUGUACGACGCUGAACAGUCUCUUUCCCUCGAUGAAAGGGGAGAAGUCAGCUUUUCGUUCGACGGUAAGGAGGUGUCUGUUUCACUGUAUGAAACCCCAGAUUUGACAGAGGAGGAAGCCUUACAAGUCGUAGAAAUGUAUGCCGACGAACUAAGCGAGCACAUAUCAGAACAUAAUGUGGUUGAGUUGCCACCCCUACGAUUUAUGAAAGAAUCCUCGACGUCCGGAAAUCUUCUUAUGGAGGCUGUUCUCGUGGACGUUUCUCCAGACUACUUCGGUCCCGCCGGUGAAGAGGACCUACGCACGGAUGCGGAUAUGGACGAAUUUUCAAUCACAGAUGAGGCGCUAACACUUCACACUCCAAUGGACGUCUCUCAGGCUGACGAGGAUAAAUCAGAAAGGCUAGACUCUGAUGAGAUUUUCGACAGAGCUCUCGAGCCAUUAGCGAAACAAGGGUCACAUAAGGAGAAUAGUCCACCCACGAGACCUCCGAGGAAGUCCAGAAAUCUAGCAGAUACUAAGUCUGGAAGCAAAGAAUCGCGUUCAUUAGAAGAAAAGAGUGAUUCUUAUUCUGAUGCUAAGGCGCAAUCUCUUGAAAUGGACACGAGCUACAAGAGCGCUCAAGAAAACCUAGACCAGGCAGAUAGCUCAGGUUCACGUGGCAGAGACGGGAAAGCGUCGAAACGGAAGGGUUCUGAUAGCGACGAAACCAACGCAAAAUUGAGGAAAGAAGAAAAGUCGCAACUGCAAGAAAAACGUGGGGCCGUACAUACAAAGGUGCAGAAAGAAGGCGACCUUACAGGUAAAGACGAGGGAACAUUGCGGCGGAGUAGGACAGCUUCGGUUGACUCUAACAGUAUGACAGAAGAUGACACGAUUUACGAUGACAACAUUCCAGGACAAGCAAAAGAUAAUGUGAAAGGAUUGCCUUCAGAUCAGAUUUCUGUUAUAGACUCUCUCGCACAUUCUUUGCAAAGAAUCCAGAACGGAUUACUUAUGGUUGAAAGUCAAGUAGUGUCCGAGUCCUUGGAUAAGAAUUCUGCCAAAGAGAGUUUCAAAAUUCUUGGCAAUCUGUCACAAUCGUUACAAGAUAUACAGAAGGGGCUUAGUUUGAUUGAAUGUCAGGUCGAUGAAGAAGCCGUGGUGCCUUCCGGGCAUACAGAAAUGUCUAUCUUGGAGACUUUGGCACAACCAUUACAGGAAUUCCAGCGAAAGCUUGCAUUGAUUGAGCAGCAGACUGUCCUCGGGGGAACCGAAGAGACAUUACUGGAGCGGACAACCCAUUCAAUAAUGGAAUGCGUCUCUCAGCCAAUGCAAGAAUUUCAGAGGGAAAUAGGACUUAUACACCAAAGGGCGGCUAUGGGUAUGGGCGAGGACGUAGUGUCCAAGAAGUUACAAAACUUCUCUGUUCUAUCAGGUGGCCGCAGUAGCGAAGAAGACAGCAAGAUUAAAGUACAGCAGAAAGCCAAAUCGCUAGAAGAGGUCGAUUUAAAACUAAAAGCAUCACUUUCCUUACAAACCCUAGCUGAACCUGUAACGGAACUUUUAAACGCACUAGAAAAGUUCCAAGCCGACGUUCUUCAAGUAGAUGAGGGAAAUAUACUAUCUGACAAGCCGAAGUUAUCGUCAUUAGAAAAGUUACUGUACCCGAUGCAAGUUCUAAAAGCUGAAAUAGAACUUAUUGAACAGCAGGCAAUACUAGAAGUCGAUGGCAAAGUUCAGCACGGCAAGAGUCUAUCAAUAUUAGAAGCUGUCUCGCAGCCAAUGGAUGAACUACGUAGGGGCAUUGCAUUGGUUGAACAGCAGGCAAUAAUGGAAUCUGGACAAGAAUUUUGCUCUAUAUCAACACUUGAAGCCCUCGAAAAGCCUAUAAGACGACUUAAACGUGGAUUAAAUCAAAUACAGCAGCAGGUUUCUUUGGAAGCAAGUCUAGAAUCGAUACCACAGAGCUAUGAAAUUUCGGUGCUCCAAGGUUUGGAAAUUUCUCUGCAUAAUUUAAAAAGAGGAUUAACAGCUCUUCAGAAAAAAUGUGCCGCAGAGCAGUCGGAAGAGGUAUUUCACUUGUUCGAAGUUUGCACAUUAUUUGAGCCAAUAGAAGCUUUAGCGCAGGGAGUUUCUAAAGCAAGUGAAAGUGUUAUGACAGAUACCACCGAAAGCGGACCAAGCCCCUCCAUCGGAUCUUUAGACUGCUUGGCAGCCCCAUUAAACAACCUAAACAAAAGUCUUCUUCAGGUUGAAGAGACAUUCUUUCCAGAGAAUGGACCACCCUCUUCUGCAAUGCAAGUUACAGUGUCAGAGCUAGUCCAGAACUCACUCAAAACUCUUAAAGCAGCACUUCUUACAUCUGCAAAGGAUAUUUGUGUUGAUAAAUCAACGGAAGAAAUUCUUAAGCCAGAAAAGACUCCUGCAAUUGAGUCCUUGGUACCCGCUCUGCAAAAUCUGGAAAAGUAUUUAGGAUCUCUCUUAACCCAACUGAGGCGUCCUAAAGAAACAGACGAGGUUUCACUUGCUGAAAGUCUUGAAACCCUUCAGUCGCUAUUCAAAUGUGCUUACGAAGUUGAAAACACCGUUUCACAAAUACGGCGGCUUGCAAUGAAGCGAGUUCCACUUGACAAGACAGGUGCAUUGGUACUAGGAUCACUAAAAGAUCCGUUCCAUGAACUGGGCACAAAAUUAAUUGAGAAGCAGCAGGGACUACUAUUGCAGCCCGGUGACCUGACGAUGUUUGUUAAGCCACUAGACAUUGAUCUCCAAACACUUUUCCCACAGUUAGAUUCUGUUUGCGAGGCACUAAAUGACGUGAAAGUUUUCGCUUCUCUCCAGGUUCCAACUUCUUUAACUUCAGCACAACAGUUCCUUAACUUGCGAGAACUCGAUGAACCAAUAGCUGAAAUUACAAAAGAAGUUUCGCAGAUAAAGGCAGACGUUCCGAAGUCGGAUAUCAAUUCAACAAACUACCCACUGUUGAGAUCGCUUGUGCCUCCAUUGCAAAGGUUAAUUGCUACUUUAAUUCACUUGGAGGGUGUUUACACAGAGAUCAGUGGGCCCACCGGAGUGCCUAGUGAAAACUACUUGGAAGCCAUGAAACAAACGUCACUAACAUUGCGCUCGCUUUUCGAGCUUAUUUCAACAAUUCCGCCUCAAAGUGUAGAAGGCGUACCAACAAGACAAAUCAAAGAGACAUUUUUGAACUUAAUACAACCAAUAGCUGGUCUUGAAUUUUUGAUACAAAAGCUAUGUACGGACCUAGAACGCGAUAUUAAUCCCACUAGUUUGCACAAUGCAUUGACACAUUUGUCAAAAGCGCUGUCAUCUUUAUCUAGUGAGAUGAACAUUACUUCUUCUGCACUAGAGGAAAGUCUAACAAAUUUGAGGUCUCCGCAAGCUGAAAUAGUCCACACUGUUUUAUCUUCGAUGUGUGAUGUGCAACGAACUGUUCGAAGCGCCCAAGUUCAAAUUGCUAUGGAAUCAGGCGAAGAGGACUUAAGUAAUACUCUAACUCCAACAAAGUUCAUUGAAAUAAGUGACACACUUCGAGAUCUAAAAUCAAACCUCCAGAGCUUCGAAAUAUCUUCUUCCCUUAAAUCGAAGGAAAUUGUUUUAUCCCACGUGAAUGCGAUCGAAGAUUCUCUGAGUGAAUGUCUACGUAAAAUCGGACUGCUGCCGAUGUCUGCAGCGCAAAUAAAAUCGCCAUUUCCAGAUUGGAACACAAUAUUUUUAUCAGUGCAUAAUCUAGAGCCACUGUUCAACAAAUUUAAAAGUGUUUUGAAUGUCAUUCAAACAAAACUGUCCGACACUAGCGAUUGUGACCCAAUAUUCGAACGCAGUAUCACAUCAAGCAUGGCAGAUAAUCUGAAGGACAUUCACCAGCACCUAGAGACCAUAUCUUCGCAAGUCAUUUUAGCUCAAGGAAAUGUGCCUCAGUCUACUGCAAUCGAGAAAUUCCUUUUCAGCACUAAUGAGCUCAAAAACCACAUUAAUACAAUUAAAAACGUAAUCGGCUCGAAAUCCAUCGAGAACGUUAUUUUUAGCUCUUCAGAUAUAUCAUACCUCUGCACACUUCAGGCACCAUUUGAUGACUUUUCUAAGAGUAUAGAUGUUAUCUCUCGAUUCAAGAGUGAAUCGAGUCAAGGAGAAAUUCUUCUGCCACAUUUGGAGAGUCUUCAAGAUUCAGUAUGUGUACUACAAGUAACAUUAGAUUCAUUGAAAUCAAUUGCUAAUACAGACACACCUCAGUCACUCGGAGGCCAAGUCGUAUUCGACAGUUUAUCAUCACCGCUGAAAAAAUUGAGCAAUGGUUUAUCGAUGGUGUGUAGUACAGGCCAAGAAAUGAAAGCCGUGCCUAUAACUAUUCUGAGGUCAUCCGUUGCGCAGCCACUCACAGAUAUCUUGUCAGCAAUCGAGUUUGAAAAUGAACGCCUGACGCAUAUCGUCAACGCCUAUGUGCCUGAAACAGAUAGAGACAUUAAAAAGUCACAAAUUACUUUACCCGUAGAAGGGUUUAAAGCAAAAAUACGAGAAGCUCAGACUGCUAUUUUAAGCCCAAUUAUUACAGACAAUGAGGGGCAAAUUGCCGCAUUGGACUGCUUGACCCAAUGUGUGCGUGAAUUUCAGCAACUUGUAGGAGCAGUCCAAAGCGAGGUAGCAAAAAUGUGCGAGCCAACACAAAUUUCGGACAAAGGCAGCCUACCAUUACUCCAAAACUUGCAACAAACUGUCCAAGAACUACAGAUGAGUACAGCGACGAUCAUAUCAGUAGCAUUUUUGCACCUAGAGAAUGCACCUGAAGAAUUGAGAUCGUCUGCUCAGUUAGUAAAAAAAUUGGUACAACCAUUCAGAGACUUUUUACAGAGCCUACACAAGUUCGAAAACGUCAUCGUUACUCAGAACGAUAUGGUUCCUUUGGUUAAAUCAUCAGCUGCAAAAAGUCUUAUCGAACCCCUUUCAAAUAUGAAAACAUCAUUGGCGGCAAUUGGCCACGAAUUGGCAACAAAACCAGUAAGUCAGAAUAUAGAAAAGUGGCAGAGACCAAUUCAAGACUUGCAGAGGGGAAUAACAAUGAUUGAGGAGGAAAUAUUUUUAUAUUCUGAUGAGUCACUAACGUUGAAAGACGGUGUUUCUAUUCUUGACACCCUCUCCCAACCGAUUCAAGAAAUUACAAAACUUAUCACAGAAAUGCAAGCAAAGUUUUUGAAAGAGGCAGUAGUUCCUACACCAGAACUAUUGGGCCCUAUUUCUUGUUUGAACGUUUUAGCAAGCUCAUCUGAUAAGGUUCAAUCUACAUUGCAAAGUAUCGGGGAGAAAGUACCAGAUCAAAAAUACCUCCCAAGAACAUUGAAUGUUGUUUGUGACGCUGUCAAUUCUGGAUUUUCUGAAUCUUUGCAGGGUCUUGGAUUUUGGACCCGUGACAUACUCCAACGCGUUUACCCGGGCCGAGAAUUGAAACAAACUGACAUCGAAGUUUUAAGUAAACCACUCGGACAAGUGGCGAAGUCUCUACAAAUUAUACAAAAAACUCUAGGAGAUUUAUCCCCCGAAGAGCAGAAAGUUGCUGAGCCAAUAAGACUGAGUUUACAAGAACUUAAAUCAACUAUUACAUACGUGAUUGAGCAAAUUAACACAGAAAAUAAGGCUGACAUCAGCAUUGGAAACAUUACAGCGCACCUCGAAAGUAUGGCAGUGCCAAUGGAAGAUUUCAAUUACGCCAUUACAGAAUUAAUUCUAAAUGCGCGGGCAUCGCAAAACGACGCGAAAGCGACAGAACUGAUUAAUAACAUCGACAGUUUGGCCACAAGCAUCAGAACAGACCUUAAUUCUAUAAAUAAUGAAGGCGUAAAGGAGUAUUCAAAAACUAUUUCGAAAAUACAGACAUUGAACAGAGAUUUGAAAGACCUCAGUCGUGGUGAUAAGAAUAUAUUACUCGGUUUGGUUAAAAGUAUUCUGGAGAUGCUGAGUGUGCCUCAGAGUCUUGAAGACAAUAUCGAAGCCGAUAAAUUCUCGGAAAUAAUGGAUAAUCGAACAAAACUGGCAGCAAUAAUUCCACACCUCCAGUCACAAGCAAAAAUUGACAUAGACGAUACACACCAAAUUCUUGAAAAUUUGUUCCAAUGCGUUGAACACUUCACAGAUGCGACUAAGAAUUUGAAAGGCAAAAUUUCAAAGGGAACAACACCACCUGUAAACCUUCAGCCUCUUAAGCAGAACGUAUCCAGGUCUGCAAUUUCGGCCCAAAAUGAAAUAAUUCGUAUUCUCCCACUUCUCGAAUACGAAAGCGCAACAGCCUUACAGAAAAUUUGCACAGGGAUGCAGGAAAUUGAAAAUAAUUUGAUUCAUCCGCAAAAUACGUCUGGAAUGGCGAGUUUGCAAGAUACAGGCUGCCUACAAAGAUUGAUUACUGAUCUUUGUAGGAUGGAAAAACAAGUUCUUCCUUCAUCUCAGAGGAAUACAUUAGCAGCAACAGCAUUAACCGCUGCGGUCAAACAGCUUGAAUGGAGCCUUAAGUUGAUUUAUGAAGACAUGGUCACCCCAUCGAAACCUAGCGCAACAGACAGAGAAGAACUCUUACUUCAGACGAUAUCCGAGUCUCUCUUUGAAUUUUGCGAUCAGUUGUCUAAAAUACAGUGUGAUGAACAAGAAGAUUCAGCAUCGAGCGCUACAAUUAAUUUACUCGAGAGUAUGAGCGAAACAGUAAACGAAGUACGCACAGCAAUAUCAUCUAACGACGACCUCCCAACAUCCGUACUGCAGUAUGUGAGUGACAGUGGAGUGCUCGAGAGUGUAGUGGCGAUGAUCGCCACUCCCCUGAAUGCCUUGUGGAACGGAAUACAGCAGUUGCGAAAUGCCCCACAAGCUAUAAAUAGUACUGAGCAAACCUCUAAUGAACUACUAGCACCGGCUCGUGACCUUCGAGACACAUUAAUUGCAGUGUCUGAUGCCUUAACACAGUCUGAACAAUUAUCUGAAUCAGUCUCUGUUCUACAGCCAUCUGUAGAAAAUAUAAGAAAAGUCGUUGAACAGAUUCAAUCGAGUGGCGCUACUGAAACAAUAGUAAAGAGUCAUAAUUCGCAAGAGAUACUGCAAGCCCUAGCAGCUCCACUACUUCAGCUUAAAGAUAGUGUAGCGACACUAAAAACAGUUCAUUGCGCCAAUGAAAUAGCCGACGGCAUUAACAUUUGUGCGAAAGAAAUACAGACUGAUAUCCUUACAGCAAAAUCAGCAAUGGAGUCGCAAUCACAAAUUAGCCCACAGGUAUCUGUUGUAAGUGCAUUAGAAGGAUUGGGUAAACCACUGCAGGUAAUAUGUGACGAGAUAUAUCGCGCGAAAAAGAACUUCGAAAAUCCCCCACAAAAUGUGGCUGCAAGGGAAACAUCCCCACAUCUGAUCUCUGCAAUGACCGAAUUAUCAGACUGUCUUGAAAGGGUCAAAACCCAGUUAACUAACUCAACAGAAGAAAAGGCUCUACUCCCGCCAAUCGCUAAAAUACAAAGUUUGGUCCAGGAUUUGCACAAAAGUAAUGACAGUGAUCCUGACACAUCUGAUCUAAGCGUCCUGGCCAUAGUUGCGGAGUCAUUGCAAUGGCUAAAAGAAGAAACGAAAAUAGUGCUUGGAAACAUACAAAGCAAAGCCUCCAUGGAAGCCGCGCUACCACAAAAAGCCGAAAAGCACGGCGAGGCAGUUGUGGCCGACGUCGAAACACUUCAACCUGCCCUGGCUCAGUUGAUCCGAGAGUGCGAAGAUCUAGCGACAAGUACCGGGGAUGAGUCAGUGCGCCAGGCUGUUGACGCGCUAACAAGCACUAUUGCCAGGUUUGACGUUGAAGUUGAGAACGGAUCACCAGAAGAAAGGGAGUUAACUGAGCAAGUAAAGAAACUAAAAUGGGCAAUUAUGUCCGUUGAGAGCGCGUCAGUUACAAAUACUUCUGAAGAGCCCUCUCCACCAGUAGAAGAAAUUGUCAAAUCCAUAAACAAGUUGGAAAAACGACUAUCAGAGGUAGAAGAUUCUGGACAUACUGCUGUAGAUGUCGGCACUGCUCUAGACAUCAUUCGCACUUCAGUAAAUACAAUAAAAAUAAAUCUUACCGUAUCUGAUACCCAGCGCGAACAAACGGCGAAAUGCCUUAAAGCACUCCAAACAUUAGCAAACCCUCUCAGUAGUUUUUCAGAAGUCCUUGCCCAGUCGCAGGCACCAUCUUUAGAAAACAAGACACAGGUAUCAGCAAUUAGCACAGCCCUAGUUGAGCUAAAAAAAUCUGUGGGGAUUGCCAAAACAGACCUGGACACCAUACAAAAAAGUGGCAUGGACAUAGCAGUUGAGUUCUUAAAACCGGUUGUAGAAUUCGAACUCUGUUUGCAGACGAUAGAGGAAGACUGCAUGCGUAAGGCAGAAAGGGGAGACCCACCUGAAACAAUAAAAGAAACCAUCAUCAGGGCAAUAAUUAAACCAGUGGAAAAGUUUGAAAAACUAUUAUCUAAAGCAAAAGAAACAGAGGCAUUGAAAAUCGUUGCAGUAACGCACGCACCCCUUGUGCAGGAAGUAACAGACCAUAUAGAGAGCAUAAAGACUGACAUUGCUCAGGCAUCAGGUUCUGGAAAUAACAAUCCGGAGGCAACAAGAGCAAUACAAACAAUGCAGACUCUAGAGUCUCCUCUGCAAUGCCUUAUCGCAGCCAUAACGCAGAUAGAAGACCACACAGGGCCGUACGAUGAAGCUGUCAAUAAGGUUUUCAAGCCUCUACACGAACUAAAUAAAUCUCUGGCUAUCGCCAUGUCUCUUGUAAAUUCAGCGCAAAACAGUGAUAUAGAAAUCAUCAAAGAGCUUCAAAAAUCCAUGACAAAACUGCAGCAGACGACCCUGAUGACCGAAGAAACCGCAAAACAUGCAGCCGCGGCUGGAGAAAAACCCAUUAUCAUCCAAGAUCAUAUUCUAGAAAAUUUAGAACCAUCUUUACGCAACCUCAGAACAACAAUAGCAAAUGUCAAGUGCAAAAUACUGGAAGUGACAAAAACAACCGAACAAGACAUUUUCCAAAACAAACAUGUUAUAGACAAACAAGCUCAGUUAAACGUUGCUGCGUUUGUGGAGAAUACAACACAAAGCAUACAAGACCUGGAGAAAGAAAUUGGCCUGGCACAAGAGUCAGUGGAAAAGGGCUCUAUCCAAGAAGCUCUUACGCCCCUCCUCCAGCCGCUUCAGCACUUCGAGCAAGGUCUCCAGCUGGUCAAGCAGCAAGUACAGAGUGGAUCGGUUGCCGAGCCACAAAAGAUUAUCGUUGAAACGUUACAAAAACCAAUGAGCGAGAUUCAAAAGGGCAUUCAGGAAAUACAGGCGGAAAUUAAGUCAACAAGCAUGCCGGACGAAUCGGUACAACAACUUAUGGCGCCUCUCCUGGCCCUGCAGCAGAGCAUUGAAUGCGUCGUCAAGGACACCCUGAGCAAGCCAGAAGAUCUGAAAAUUGACACCGUCGCGCUGGGCACACUAUCUGAGCCCUUGGAAACGUUCAAGGAGAAACUGCAAACAAUCAACAAGGCCAUUGAGCUACAAGCUGCAGAGCAAAACGUUAGUGCAUUUGUAGAAAAUACAACACAGAGCAUACAAGACCUGGAGAAAGAAAUUGGCCUGGCACAAGAGUCAGUGGAAAAGGGCUCUAUCCAAGAAGCCCUUACGCCCCUCCUCCAGCCGCUUCAGCACUUCGAGCAAGGUCUCCAGCUGGUCAAGCAGCAAGUACAGAGUGGAUCGGUUGCCGAGCCUCAGAAGAUUAUCGUCGGAACUUUACAAAAACCAUUAAGCGGUAUACAGAAGGUCAUUCAGGAAGUACUGGCGGAUAUUAAAUCAGCAAGCUUUUCAGAUGAAACUCUACAAGAACUUAUGGCGCCUCUCAUGGCUCUCGAGCAGAGCAUUAACACCGUCACUGUUAUGCAGAGCCAUAAUUUACCGCUAUUGGGUGAUAGCUUUGAUGUUUUUCUUAAAGACGUAAAGAAUGCGAGCGCAUUGAGUAAAGCGAACAAGAUUAAAAAGCUACUUAUUGAUUCGAACAGUGCAGUCUCUAAAGUAACAGCAUGUACGAAAUCAGAUCUUUUCGUAACUGAUCGGGUUUCUCCGUCUUCUGUUUUGGUAAUUAAACCUCUCAAGACCUUGAAGAUUUUAAAUAAACCACUACAAGAUUUUGAGAGCACGAUGACAGAGUUGAUUAAUAGCUUUGGUAAUUCAGGUUUUUCUAACUCCACAAAAGAUUGUAUAAUGACUGGUCUUGGUUCAAUUCUUGACGCAAUUAAAGUAUCUCAAGCGGAAAUUAAGAAAGUGAAUACUUUAGAUAUGGAUAACAUUCAAUUGAUUAUAGGUGCGAUGGAAUCCCUGUCAAAUUCCGUUGCAGUCGUGUUUGAUGGAUUGCAAAACGAAAAAGCAAAGGAAAACUCCGAAUUUUAUAAAUUAUUGGAGCCUCUUCCUUGUGCUUUAAAUGAGUUCAGCAGCAGUCUAGAAACGAUUCAGACGGCUAUGGAAAAGACGUCAACCAAAGCUAUGGCUGAGUCGACCCUUCAAGCCGUAAGUAAAUUGAUACGCAUUGCUUCGCCUUCAGGUCCAAAAGAAAUGCAGAACAGGAAACAUGCCUUGGAGCCAACUGUCCUAGCACCGAUGUUUGACUGUCUUAAGGCUAUUGAGACAUCUGUUCAAAAGGUUAAAGAAGAUGCAUCCUUGAGGGAUAGUAGCACAGAAAUGGCUGAAGAUUACGGUCUCGUAAAGGCGUUGUCUCAGUUCCGAGAAAGAUUAUCAGAAGUAGAGCAGUACCUCAUGGACCAAACUAUUGAAUCUCUGGGCGAACUGGCCUCACUGGUUGUGCCUCUCCACGAACUACAAGUGGCAAUCAAGACUCUUGAAAAAGAUUCAAGCCACGGCCCGAAGGGCGACAAGAAAAUGCAGUAUGGAGUUACUAGGAAGUUCGCUGAACCAUUUGCAGAGUUUGUAAGUAAAGCCUUAGAAAUUAAAAACCUUGAAGACACGGCAAUUAUGGCCGUUUCAGAUCUUGAACACGCCUCGCUCGUUGAUUGUGCUCAAAAAUCUUUGUCUGAUGUCAAGUCGGAGAUGUGUAAGAUUCUCUCUCCAGAACGAGACUUAAAAUCAUACUUUGACGAAGCAAGGGUUUUCCAAGAGCUGAUGGAGCCACUGGUAGAGUUAGACUUAGCAGUUACUGGAAUGAAGGAAGUCGAAAAAGAUAAAAAUAGAAUAGACGCCUUACUUCGACCCCUGGAAAAUCUGAUCUCUUGUAUAAAUGACGUAGAGGAAAGCUUUCAAUCGAAGUCCCAAGAACGUGGUCAAGUGGCCAAAAUCCUUGCUCCCCUUUCGCAGCUUUCGUGGAGUGUCACAUUUAUAGAAGAAAAUGCAGUCUUAAAGAAAGAGAUCGGGGAAAAUCCUAUAGUGAUCGAAAAUACUAUCUUGAAAUCUAUUCUUGAGCCGAUAGCAGAAUUUAAGAAGGAAAUUGACAAGGUGAAGACAGAGAUUCAGAGAAAAGUUCUUUCGAGAUGUGACUUGGCUGAGCGUGUUGCAAGGAUUAUUGAGGACUUCUCAGAUAUGUUUCAUUCUCUGCAGUCGCAAGGCACAAAAUAUGAUUUUGCUACGAUAAACUCCCAUUCAGAGAGAUUACGUAAGGACAUAUUAAAUGCCCGUGAGUGCCUUCUCAAAGAGGUGGCAUCAGUUGCUCACAGUGGAUUACCAAAAACAUUGAAGGAGAUGGUCAUUAGUCUCGAGACAUUAGCGAAAUCAGAGUUCCCCCAUGAACAGAAUUACAAUUUGCUUACCACCUCCACAGUUCAAAUGGCAUCGUCCCUAUCCACAGCUUUGAAAAAAUCGCUGAAGGAUACACAGGGUACGAAAAGAUGGGAUACCGAAGAUAAACUUCUGGAAGAUAUCGAGAAAUCUUUUAAAGAUUUCUUAUUGACGAUUUGCGAACUAAGUCUGCGACCACCUGUAGAAGAGGCUUCCGUAGACGAUAAAAACAGAGACGAAAAUAGAAGCCCAGUUGCUCCGGAAACCGCUAUCGCCCGAUUAGUCAGUGCUAGUGCUGACUUGAACACCGAGCUAGAAAGGAUAGAAAAACUAAAUGACAAUAAAGUGCGGAAGAGCUCGGUGGACGAAAUUCCAGAGAAGACACGGGCAACUGUGCUGGCGACACUCCAGGAACCGGCCAAAGAUUUACAAAAUGUGAUGAAAGACGUCAUUGAAGUUUUAGCUUCUCACGAUACUGUAAAAUAUAGCCAAGUUCAAGAAUUGGCAUCGCAGGUUAAAAAACUUCAUCAGGGUUUGGAAGAAAUCGAGCAAGAAGUUGUACUUGAACAGAUAAAGGAUGGUGCUGUUAAUUUGACAAUGCUCCAAGCGAUUAUUCGGCCAAUUGAGCAGUUGAACACGAGCGUGGCACUAAUUGAAGAGAAAAGAAUUUUGCAAGGCACCGUUGAGGAGUCGGAUAGCAGUCAAAAGGGAUUAAGAUUAAGUGCUGUAGCAAAGCCUGUCAAAGAUGUUGCUGAAUGUCUAGCAGUAGCCGAAGAAACUCUGGUACAAAUCCCAUCUCCUGUACAAACUACUUCCUCAGAACAUCAAGUUUUGCAGGCACUCGCAAACCCAAUACAAGAGCUACGAACUGGUUUGGCUGAGUUAGGCGAUUUAGAACAGGCAAACAAAAGAGAUGACAUUCCUGAGGAGAAAAUAGAGCAGCUUCUGCGUUUGGCCAAACCUAUCCAGGAGAUUCAGGUUGCAAUAAUGGCAGUUGAGCCGCCGCUGGACGACGACGAAGUCAAGCAUUUGAGCCCAGACAAUGUACUCAAGGCUCUUGCAGAACCCCUACAAGUACUUGGUCACACAAUAGCAAUCAUAGAGCAGCAGCAGACACUCGAUCACACUGGUACUGACUUUACGAACGGCAAUCUGCCAAAGCAGUCUUCCGUUGUCGAAGUUGUUGGUUUAGAACCUGUAGAACAAGCCGUGAUAAUUGACCAGCAAGCCCUUGAAGCCGAUGGGGUAUCUAUUGAUGGAUCUGCUAGCAAGGAGCUUGAACAAGCCGUAGAAAAGAAUACAUCACUGCGCGCGGUUGGGGUAAUUGAACAGAAUGACCCUAUGGAAGCUGAGGCAUCGUUAAAACUACAAAAGAAAAGGCCUGACACGAUGGAUGUUGGCAAUGCCUCUGAUUCGUUAGGAAUCGCAGUUCUUGCCGACUCUGGGGUAUUAGUAUCGUCUAGACGGGACGAUACAUCUUCAGAACUACACGACGAACCUGAAACACUAUCAGAAAUAGAGAGCAUACCAGAAGUAUCAAAACAGGACACGUGUAAGUCAAUGGAGGAAAUAUCUGACUUCGAAGACGCAACAGAAAGCAAGAGUGCAUCAGGGCAAAAGCAAGAAGAAAAUGCGAAGACCGUGAAGGCUGAACUAAAAAAGGAAGAAGCAAAUAAACAAGUAGAGGCCACAGAAUUAGACGCUAAAAAGAAACGGGAACCGGAAGAAAAGGCCAAGGUGGAGAGGGCAAAGUUAAAGAGAGAACAGGACGCAGCCGAAAAACAGGAAAAGGAAGAGGACGCACAAUUAGAAGCGCAAAACAAAAAACAGGCUGAAGAGAAAGCCAAGGCCGAAGAGGAAAAGCUUCAGACAGAACGAGAGGCAGCCGAGCAGAAGAAAAAGGAACAGGAAGCAGUCAAGCUAGAAGCCCAGAAAAAACAGGAGGCCGAGGAGAAGGCCAAGGCCGAGGAGGAAAAGCUAAAGAAAGAACAGGAGGCAGCUGAUAAGAGAAACAAGGAAGAAGAGGCCGCAAAGAUUGAAGCACAGAAGAAACAGGAGGCCGAGGA